Molecule: messenger RNA, 2409 nt
Organism: Nerophis lumbriciformis (worm pipefish)
Lineage: Eukaryota; Metazoa; Chordata; Actinopteri; Syngnathiformes; Syngnathidae
Source: RefSeq, a predicted model, not a curated record
AUGACGCACCAAAGGGUCUUAUUUUUGUUCACCUUGGUUAUAUAUUUCCCUGUCGCGUUCGGCCAAGUCAGCUACUCGAUUCCGGAGGAAAUGGAUAAAGGCUCGUUGGUAUCGAACGUGGCUCACGAUUUAGGUUUGGACCUGAAAAGGCUGAAAUCCGGGCGAGCUCGGAUUCAUUCUGGGGACAAUGCGGAAUAUAUCGAGUUGGAUAAGGAAAAAGGGCUCCUCCUUGUGAAGGAGAGGAUAGACAGAGAGACGCUGUGCGGUGAGACGACGUUAUGUGCUAUUCAUUUGCAGCUGAUCCUGGAAAAUCCUAUGGAAUCGUUUCGCAUCACUAUUGAAAUCACAGAUAUAAAUGACAAUGCGCCGAGUUUUGAAUCCAGUAGUAAACGUUUUGAAAUCAGUGAGUCAGCGGUCGUCGGCUCCAAAUUUGUGCUUGAGACAGCCAUUGAUGCUGAUAUUGGUACAAAUGGUCUGCAAAGCUACUCACUGAAUCCAACGAAUAAUUUUCAGCUGAAAUUGGAAAAUCAAGCAGACGGAGAUAAAAAGGUGGAAAUGAUAUUACAAAAGGCACUCGAUCGGGAGCAGCAGGGGAAAAUUUCUUUGUUAUUAACAGCAUUUGAUGGCGGAACACCGCGCAGGUCAGGAACAAUGCAAAUUAUUGUCCAUGUUUUAGAUGUGAAUGAUAAUGCUCCCUUGUUUACUAAGACUUUAUACAAAACCAGUAUUAGAGAAAAUGCACCGAAAGGAACCAGUGUAAUUACUGUUAGCGCAUCAGACAAGGACAGUGGCUCUAAUGGAGAAAUAUCAUAUGUAAUAUCAAAAACCAAGCGUAAAUUGUCAGAUUUAUUUCAGAUUAACAGUGUAACUGGAGAGGUCAUUUUAACUGGUGACAUUGAUUAUGAGAGGUCAAAAUUAAUACAAAUAGAUAUAGAAGCUGUCGAUAAUGGAGGACUGUCUGAUUCAAGUAGGAUCUUGAUUGACAUCAUUGAUGUAAAUGACAACAGUCCUCAAAUGAGAAUACUUUCCAAAUCAGAUUCCAUUUCAGAGGACUCUGCAGAGAAUACUGUUGUCACGAUGUUAAGUGUCAAUGACCCUGACUCUGGCAGCAAUGGAGAAGUGAAGUGUAACAUCAAGGAGGAUGUUCCAUUUAAAAUACAAAUCACAACAAAUGGAUUGUACAGUUUAGUAACAGAUGUAGCUUUGGAUAGAGAAUCUUCAUCUGAGUAUAAUUUCACAGUAACAUGUUCUGAUGAGGGUGUGCCCUCCCUCUCCAGCAGCGUCACUCUCAAUUUACACAUCUCGGAUGUGAAUGACAACGCACCUAUAUUUGAGAAGAGCUCAUACGAGGCCACUAUUGUAGAAAACAACACACCAGGUUUUUCUAUAUUCACUGUAAAAGCCAAUGAUGUUGACUGGAACCAAAAUGCUCGUAUUUCUUACAUCCUGGAGGAUUUAUCUGUUAAUGGCGUGCCAGUCUCCUCCUAUGUGUCCGUUAGUGUUGAGAGUGGAGUCAUCCAUGCAGUUCGUUCUUUUGACUAUGAGCAACUCAAAGAGUUUCACUUCCAUGUCAGAGCUCAGGACGGAGGCUCCCCUCCUCUGAGCAGCAACGUGAGUGUGGCCAUCCUGAUCCAGGACGCCAAUGACAACGGCCCUCAGGUUCUGUACCCAGUUCAAACAGGCAGUUCAGUACUGGCUGAAAUGGUGCCCCGUUCCGCAGACAUAGGCUACCUGGUGACUAAAGUGGUGGCUGUGGACGUGGACUCCGGACAGAAUGCCUGGCUCUCGUAUAAAGUCCAAAAAGCCACAGAUAGGGCACUAUUUGAGGUAGGCCUCCACAAUGGGGAAAUAAGAACUGUCCGCCAAGUGACUGAUAAAGAUGCUGUCAAACAAAGACUGACUGUUGUUGUGGAGGACAAUGGGCAGCCCUCUCGUUCAGCUACAGUCAUUGUUAACGUGGCAGUGGCGGACAGCUUCCCUGAAGUGUUGUCAGAAUUCACUGAAUUUAGCUUGAAUGACAAGGAGUCCAACGAGAAGCUGACUUUUUAUUUAGUUUUAGCUUUGGCGGUGGUUUCUUUCCUCUUCAUCACCUGCUUGCUGCUUAUAAUAUCCGUCAAGGUGUACAGGUGGAGACAGUCUCGAAUCCUGUACCACUCCAAUCUGCCUGUUAUUCCAUAUUUUCCACCAAGGUACUCGGAUACUUUGGGAACAGGGACUCUCCCACACAUGUACAAUUACGAGGUGUGCAGGACCACUGACUCCAGGAAAAGUGACUGUAAAUUGGACAGAACUGCUAGUCACAAUGUGCUGGUAAUGGACCCCAAUUCUACAGGGACCAUGCAGAAGAUAUACAGGGAAAAGCACAUCCUGGAUGAACCUGAUUCUCCUCUUGAGGUUAGAAUGUCUUAA